Molecule: messenger RNA, 359 nt
Organism: Monodelphis domestica (gray short-tailed opossum)
Lineage: Eukaryota; Metazoa; Chordata; Mammalia; Didelphimorphia; Didelphidae
Source: RefSeq, a predicted model, not a curated record
GGGGAAAGGCAGCUGCCCAGGAGGGUUCCUUCAAGUUUCCUGUUAACUCGUCUUGAGCAUGGAGCGAUCCACGAGGGAGUUGUUUCUCAGCUUUAUCGUGGUCCUCAUAACUGUAAUCCUCAUGUGGCUGCUGGUGAGAUCAUAUCGAUACUAAGAAGAUGAAGAUGGCUUUCCUGAGAUUGACCAGCACAGAAGAACCCUCAAGCAUAGGAGCUCUCCUAUGCUGUAGGAUGCCUUGGCUUGCCCCUGUCUGAAAUUACUUGUACCUAGACGUAACUAGGGUGGGAUGAAGAUUUUCCCUUUGUGGAAAUAUUUCUCUGGCCUUUGCUAAUGUUUUAGGGUUCUAUGCUUCUGUGAUC